Messenger RNA from Rhinolophus ferrumequinum (greater horseshoe bat), 2890 nucleotides. It is a transcript of the gene ERFE, whose product is annotated as erythroferrone. Gene Ontology annotation, molecular function: hormone activity. The transcript is spliced from 8 exons. Gene Ontology annotation, biological process: positive regulation of D-glucose import across plasma membrane; positive regulation of insulin receptor signaling pathway; negative regulation of gluconeogenesis. Lineage: Eukaryota; Metazoa; Chordata; Mammalia; Chiroptera; Rhinolophidae. The coding region runs from base 49 to 1092 and encodes 347 amino acids. The record is from RefSeq and is a predicted model, not a curated record.
GCAAUUCCGAGACGCCGCUCCGGGAGCCGAGAGGCACCCGCCGCCUGCAUGGCCCCCACCCGCCGCCCGGCUGGAGCCCACCUGUUGCUCCUCUACGCGGGCCUGCUGGCUGCCGCCGCCGGCCUCGUUCCCCAGGACCCCAGUGCGCCCUCGGGGAGCCGCGUCCGCGAAAAGCCGCCACCCGGAAACGAGCUGCCCGCUGGCUCUGGGGAGAGCCGCGCUGGGCCGGCCACCUGCCCGCCGGAGCCGACCACUGGGCCAGCACGCAGCGUCGACCCCCGGGACACCUGGAGGCUCUUCGUCAGGCAGAGUGACAAGGGUGUCAAUGGCAAGAGGGGGGGCAGAGGCAAAGCCAAGAAGUUGAAGCUCGGCCUGCCAGGGCCUCCGGGCCCCCCUGGUCCUCAGGGCCCCCCGGGCCCCAAUAUCCCCCCUGAUGUACUGCUGAAGGAGUUCCAGCUGCUGCUGAAAGGCGCGGUGAGGCAGCGCGAGCGCACGGAGCCCGAGCCCUGCACUCGCAGCCCCGCCACUGUCCUGGACACCACUCGGGAGGACUACGAGGAGGCAGCCUGGGACGCGGGCGUGCUGGCGCUGCUGGCCGCGCCCCUGGCCCCAGCCCCACGGGCUCCGCGCGUGGAGGCCGCCUUCCACUGCCGUCUGCGCCGGGACGCAUCGGUGGAGCGACGUGCGCUGCACGAGCUCGGUGUCUACUACCUGCCCGACGCCGAGGGUGCCUUCCGCCGUGGCCCGGGCCUGAACCUGACCAGCGGCCAGUACACGGCGCCAGUCGCUGGCUUCUACGCGCUCGCCGCCACGCUGCACGUGGCGCUGGCCGAGCAGCCCAGGAGGGGGCCGCCACGCCCCCGGGACCGCCUGCGCCUGCUCAUUUGCAUCCAGUCCCGGUGCCAGCGCAACGUCUCCCUGGAGGCUGUCACAGGCCUGGAGAGCAGCAGCGAGCUCUUCACCAUCUCGGUAAAUGGCAUCCUGUAUCUGCAGACCGGGCAGUACACCUCCGUUUUCCUGGACAACGCCAGCGGCUCCACACUCACAGUGCGCAGCGGCUCCCAUUUCAGCGCCGUCCUCCUUGGUGUGUGACUUCAGUGCUGCCCUCCUUUGUGUGGGGCCACAACCCGGCAGAGCGAGCUGGGGUCUGAACCAUAUCUGGGCUGUGUGGGAGUGGCAGAGGUCACGUGCUGGAGGAAGCCCACUGGAACUGCCCUCGCUGGCCACCACAGCCCAGCACUGAGACGGCCACUGCAGACAGCCGGGGGAGGGCCCAUGCAAACCUGCGUGGGUCCCAGAACCAGGACCAACUUCAGGACCCAUCUUUACAGGGGAAUGGCCAUGGUGGGCUGGGGUCCUGGGACGUUUCCAGUCGGGGUCAGUGCGCGCCCAGCACUUGCUUUGUCCCUGGCUGCGGACUGGGAACCCUCCUGGCCUAUUAGGCAGCUUGCCUCCAGCCUCGGCUUCUCUGUGGCCCAGCCCCACCAUGUCCUUCUUUCUCAGUGUUCUCUCGGGUUGCCUGCGUGCCAUGGGGGGCAGGCUGGGCUGCCUGCCUGAGUGCCCCGCGUGAAGGGCCAGCCUGUGCAAGGAUGAGCGGCCUGGGGCUGAACGGCGUGCUCAGGCCUGCAGGGGACGUGCACCCCGCAGGUGGAUCUGCCUUCUCACCUCCGCGGCCCGUCUGUUCACAGACAAGGUCCCUCUUCCAUCACCUUUGAGGCUGAUUCACUGCUGGGAUCCCCCUGCCAAAUGACACAGCUAGAACCCCUUGGCAGACGAAGCAGAGGCUUCCCAGCAGCCCACAGCUCCGGGUGCCCACCCAUGGCCUAGCUGGGUCGUCUUCCCCACCUGGGUGGGAAUAUGGCCCUGGGCUCCAAAGGGUGGAGGAGCCCGUACCGUGGGGAGGCUGGGGACCAAGUCCCCGGUGUUGCUGUAGCAGUGAUGGGACCUGGGGUGGGGGACAUACCCAGGAGACAGGUGUCAGCCUGCAGCACGUUUCUUCCACGUGCAGGCUGUCCCAGAGAGGUGUUCCUUCCUGUCCCCUACCCCCACUGCCUGUUGAGCAAGUUACCUCAACCCCCAUUCCUACACACACUGGGCUGACAUUGAUACCUGGUGCCACGGGUGUCCCAGGGACCAAGCUGGGUAGAGUCAGACCUUGGAAGGGGGCAAUGGCUGCUGUCACCUUAGCCUCCUAGCUGGCUUCAGAAUGAGCAGGUGACCAAGGCCUGCCUGUUCCCCAGGAGCCCGAAGCUUCCAUUCUCACAGAACAUCUCCCUCCCAGCCAGGCCCCCACGCAGUCCACAUGAGCCCACCGCUCUGCCCCUUGGCAGGUCUGACGCAAUUCUUAGUAGGACUUGCACGCACCCUACCAGGAAUGCCAGCUGGCCUGGCCUGCCUCCCCACGCUCGCCGAUAAGGGGCGCUGCGGCCACACCCUUUUCUGGAUUUCACUUUGUAUCCAGUGGACACAGAUAUUUUAGAAAAUUUAUCUUUUACCCUCGAAAAAGCCACAGAUCUUUCAUUUUCUCAACAUAAGUGUGAUAUGCAGCAAUUUAUUGAAAUAUUUAUUAUAUAAUAUUGCCGGGUGAAAUAUAUUUAUAUAUAUGACUAUGAAGUGAUUCAAGUACUUAAGAAUUGUGUUGUGUGAUUAUACAAAGUUACAAAAACAGCAUAGACCUGAAGAAAUGGAGUCUUCACCAUUUAGGCUGGGUCCAAGGACUUCGGGGGGGGGGGAGGCGGGGGGAGGCUUUCCAGGGAAGCCACAGUGCCCAGCCUCCCAGCUCUGGGACAGUGGCACUCUGGGAAUUUGGGAUGUGUGAGUCACAGAUUAACACCUAGUUUGCUACAGGAAGAUGUUUACUGAAUAAAUUGUUCUACUUCCGACUCUGAGG